AUGUUUUGUACUGUGUUGUCUUGGGACGAGAUCAAAGUUGAUGGUACUAAAGGCUACUUGGUCAUAUGCAUUACACUAACUUUGUUGGUGUUCAAGUUAAGGAAUAUAGUUUCAACUUUCAAAGGCGUUAUUCCAAACUCUCGUUUCCAAACACCACAUGUGCAAUUUGUGACUUUAUGGCUUGUGGUUGAAGUGAAUCCCAAGGUGAGAGUAAGAUCACCAGAGGAAGAAGAAGAAUGUGUUUAUCCAGAAAACGACAAUGGAUCUUGGAUGCUUUCAAAGUUCAUCGAGUUACUAUACUUUGAAGAAAAAGAGAAGAACGAGAGGGAAUGUGCAGCCUCAGUUUCGAAAAGCACUAGGGUUUGUCCUCAGCAUGUAACAAUGAGAUCCACCCCUUCAACUAAAGGAGGAGUAUGGAAGAGUGUGAAGAGAGUUGGUGAAAGUCCAAAAGAAAAUGCAAGAGCUUCUUGUGUUAUACGGCCACGUGCAGUGUUAUCUAGUCCUGAAAAUGAUGGAUUAAUUGGAAGCAUGAAUGAGUUGAAGAACAGUACAAGAUCAGGUAGAAAGGAAGAUGGAAGAGGGAAGAAGGGAGGAAAAUAUUUGGAGAGGGAGGAAUGUGAGGCAUUCAACAAAGGCAAAGCUCCUUUAAAAGCAAAAGUUCACUUUAGAAACCUUUGAUGUUAAGAAGAGGUGUAAGUGAAAGCACUGACAUCAAAGAACUUUCAUUGAGUUUGGCUUUUAUGAAUACAAUUUCAAAAUAGUGACCCUUAUAAAACUGAGAUUUGGUGCAUUAUGCCAA
Molecule: messenger RNA, 799 nt
Organism: Vigna angularis (adzuki bean)
Lineage: Eukaryota; Viridiplantae; Streptophyta; Magnoliopsida; Fabales; Fabaceae
Exons: 6
Coding region: 1-678 (225 amino acids)
Source: RefSeq, a predicted model, not a curated record